UCACGGUCGGAAGGUCAACUUUGUGGACACCAUGUUUCAAAUGUUGGAAAAGUACUCCAACAACCUGGAAGAGCUGAUCCGGGAGCGAACCGAGCAGCUCGAUAUGGAACGCAAAAAGACUGAACAACUGCUUAACAGGAUGCUUCCGAGCUCCGUCGCCGAACGCCUCAAGCUGGGGCUCGCCGUCGAGCCGGAAGAGUUCUCCGAAGUAACAAUCUACUUCAGCGAUAUCGUUGGUUUCACAACGAUAUCCGCCCACUGUACGCCCGUCCAAGUGGUGGACCUGCUGAACGACCUCUAUACCUGCUUCGAUGCCACCAUAAACGCCUACAACGUGUACAAGGUGGAAACCAUCGGAGACGCAUACAUGGUUGUGGGAGGCCUACCCGUCCGAACGCCAGACCAUGCGGAGCAAAUUGCUACCAUGGCGUUGGAUCUGCUGCACCAGAGUGGCAAUUUCAAGGUUCGCCACCUACCGGGUGUUUCCACUGCAGCUUCGCAUCGGAUUACACACAGGUCCAUGCUGUGCCGGGUGUUCGUCGGUUUGACAAUGCCCCGAUACUGUCUGUUUGGCGACACGGUCAACACGGCCUCCCGGAAUGGAGUCAACAGAACAUUGCCCCAGAUCGCGAUGCCAUCCAUCCAGCACCAGCUGCCAUAA
Aedes aegypti (yellow fever mosquito) is the source of this 661-nucleotide messenger RNA. RefSeq names its product guanylyl cyclase GC-E-like. The coding region runs from base 32 to 661 and encodes 209 amino acids. Lineage: Eukaryota; Metazoa; Arthropoda; Insecta; Diptera; Culicidae. Gene Ontology annotation, biological process: cGMP biosynthetic process; intracellular signal transduction; receptor guanylyl cyclase signaling pathway. The record is from RefSeq and is a predicted model, not a curated record. Gene Ontology annotation, molecular function: peptide receptor activity; guanylate cyclase activity. The transcript has 4 exons.